Messenger RNA from Megalops cyprinoides (Indo-Pacific tarpon), 3721 nucleotides. It is a transcript of the gene vps52, whose product is annotated as VPS52 subunit of GARP complex. Gene Ontology annotation, molecular function: syntaxin binding. Gene Ontology annotation, cellular component: GARP complex. Bases 1 to 2184 code for a protein of 727 amino acids. Gene Ontology annotation, biological process: retrograde transport, endosome to Golgi; endocytic recycling; Golgi to vacuole transport. The record is from RefSeq and is a predicted model, not a curated record. NCBI's taxonomy places the organism in Eukaryota, Metazoa, Chordata, Actinopteri, Elopiformes, Megalopidae. The transcript is spliced from 20 exons.
AUGGCGGAGGCGGCAGUACCUGACGCUGGCUCUUCUGAUGUAAAUAAUGUUACAGCUGUCAACCCGACGGCGAAUGCGAUGACAUAUUUACAGGACGAGAUGAAGCAUGAUGUAGAACCGGUACCUGCUCUCAGUUUGGGAGACCUGGACAUAACCACUGAUGAGUUCAUUUUAGAUGAAGUCGACAUUCACAUCCAGGCCAACCUUGAGGAUGAUCUGGUGAAGGAAGCACUGAAAACGGGUGUGGACCUCAGGCAGUACUCAAAGCAAGUGGAGGCAGAGCUCCAACGCAUUGAGCAGGCCUCUAUCAAAGACUACAUUAAGGAGAGCCAGAACAUCGCCUCGCUGCACAACCAGAUCACAGCCUGCGACUCCAUAUUGGAGCGCAUGGAGGGCAUGCUGAGUGGCUUUCAGAGUGACCUGUCCUCCAUCAGCAGUGAGAUCCAGACGCUGCAGCAGCAGUCCGUCAGCAUGAACGUGCGGCUCAAGAACCGGCAGGCCGUGCGCAGCCAGCUGAGCCAGCUGGUGGACGAGCUGGUGGUGCCCGGCGCCAUGAUCUCAGUGAUCCUGGAGAGCCCAGUGACAGAGCAGGAGUUCCUGGAGCAGCUUCACGAACUCAACAACAAGAUCAACUUCGCCAAGGAGCUCAGCUUCAGGGAGACGCUGGCCUGCUCUGACAUCCAGGACAUCGUGGACCGCCUCAAAAUCAAGGCUGUCACGAAGAUCCGAGAAUUCAUAUUGCAGAAGAUCUACUCCUUCCGAAAACCCAUGACCAACUAUCAGAUUCCACAGAAUACACUCCUCAAAUACAGGUUCUUCUACCAGUUCCUGCUGGCAAACGAGAGGCAGGUGGCGAAAGAGAUCCGGGACGAGUACGUGGACACCAUGAGCAAGAUCUACUACAGCUACUUCAAAUCCUACAGCGGCAGGCUGCUCAAAGUGCAGUACGAGGAGGUGGCGGACAAAGACGAUCUGAUGGGGGUGGAGGACACGGCCAAGAAAGGUUUCUUCUCCAAGCCCUCGCUGAAGAGCAGGAACACCAUCUUCACUCUGGGCCAGAGGGGGGCAGUGUUGAGCCCUGCAGAGCUGGAGGGACCUAUCCUCAUUCCCCACACUGCACAGAGGGGAGACUGUAGAUACCCCUACGAGACGCUGUUUCGCAGCCAGCACUACGCCCUCCUGGACAACGGCUGCCGGGAGUUCCUCUUCCUGUCCGACUUCUUCAUGGUGGCUGGAAACUCCGCGCUGGACCUCUUCAACUGCAUCAUGGGAAAGACGCUCAGCAUGUUCCUGAAGAGCAUGUCUGCCUACGUGUCGGACUGCUACGACAGCAUCGCCAUCUUCCUCUGCAUCCACAUCAUCCUGCGCUUCCGAGCCAUCACCGCCAAGAGGAACAUCCCCGCGCUUGACAAGUACUGGGAGGCGGUGUUGGAGCUUCUGUGGCCGAGGUUUGAGCUGAUCCUGGAGAUGAACAUCCAGAGUAUCCGCAACACUGACCCCCAGAAACUGGGCGUGCUGGAUACCAGACCACACUACAUCACGCGACGUUAUGCUGAGUUCUCCUCAGCCAUCGUCAGCAUCAACCAGACGUUUCCUAAUGAGAGGACUAACGCUCUCCUGGGCCAACUGCAGGUUGAAGUGGAGAACUUUGUCCUGAAGAUGGCAGCAGAGUUCCCCUCCCGGAAGGAUCAGCUCAUCUUCCUCAUCAACAACUACGACAUGAUGCUCAGUGUGCUUAUGGAGAGAGCAGCAGAUGACAGCAAAGAAGUAGAAGGCUUCCAGCAGCUUCUCCUGGCCAGAACGCAGGAGUUCAUUGAGGAGAUUCUCUCUCCUCCCUUCGGUGGGAUGAUUGCGUUUGUGAAGGAGAGCGAGGCGCUGAUGGAGAAGGGCCAGCUGGACAGGCUGAAGAACGAUGAAGCUCGGAUCACUCAGUUGGUCAGGGGUUUCUCCAGCACCUGGAAGCAGUCGGUGGAAGCGCUCAGUCAGGACGUCAUGAGGUCCUUCACCAACUUUAAAAACGGCACAGGCAUCAUACAGGGGGCGCUGACACAGCUGAUCCAGUACUACCACGGCUUCCACAAAGUGCUCUCCCAGCCUACCUUCCGCAGCCUGGCCGUGCGGUCUGAGCUCAUCAACCUGCACCACCUCAUGGUGGAGGUCAAGAAGCACAAACCCAACUUUUGAACCUUGGCUUGCCUGGAGGGAGGGAAGGAGCCAGCGGACUUUGUACUGUAUGAGGGGACGUUUCUGCUCUGCGCAGACAAGACGGGCAGAUCCUCUUCGCCUCAUUGAUCACAUGACAUCACUCCGCCAAUCACAGGAGCCAACCUGAGUAGACUGCUUGCAUUGGUGUGUGGUGCAAUUAUGUCAUAAACCUGAGGAUUUUUUUUUCCUGUUCAGGCUCCCUUGUAUUAGGCCUUGAAAAUACUCCUCUCUUUUGUAGAACCCUUGUGCAUGGCUGGAUGGGGGGUAUGACUGAAGGAACAGGGGAAUCUCUCUGUCUCUCUUACUCUCCCACUCUCCUGCCUCUCCCUCUUUCUCUGUAUGUUGAGGUGGGAGAAGACUCUGGUCUCUGCCCCUCUGACUUGGAGCAGGGAGAGAUGGGAGAUUUGGGGCAUUGUGGAGGGGGGGGGGUGUGAAGUCAGAGGGCAGGGAGAGCUUGGAAAACAUGGACGCAUGAAUUUGUCUGUGUAAUAAUGAUAUCUGAGGUAUUUAAAGCCUUGUGUUGACUCUAACACUGUGGCUCCCCUGUUUUGGGUGACUCUUUAUGGAGAUACAGAACUCUAGCGGUGUCAGUGCAAAUGAUUUUUGGAAUGCAUAGAAAAGAAUUCAGCAAAACACGUCAAAAACCAAAAUAUGUAACCUCUUAUCAAGAGGAAAGAAGUCUGAUUUAAUAGAAAAUGUCACAGGGUGUUCACAUGUACCAACUGCUUAUGGACAGAAAUAGAUGUAUGUGGCGCUCUUUCUGUGGUGGGAAUGGUCCGAGUGCUUUUUUUCUCUGUAUGAUUUAGGAAGAUCGUCUUUAUUUUAAUAUUAGGUGAUUCUAAAAUAAUCAUGCAUUUCCGUGUUUUUCCUGGUAUGCCAGUUUUAAUAGUGUGUCAUAUUAGUCCGUAUAUGUGUCGGAGUGGAAUAGAGGUGCUGGCACACAGGGAAGAGAGAAACAAAGAAAAGGAGAAAACCUGAAAGAAUGAGGCAGAGACAGACAGAAAAAGAAACUUCGGCUGGACGCUAGAAAUGAUAUUUCUCCAUUUAAAGAGGAGUGUUGGAUGUAAAAUGCAGGAGUUCAGUGGGUUUAAUAACAAUAACAGUGUUACAAUGAAGGCAUUCCAUUACAUGUAUGAAAAACUGUAUGUACAGGCUUAGAUGAAUGUAUGUCAUGGGGCUAUGAUUUUUUUUUUUCCAUUUCAUUGCUAUAUCUCAAAAAUAAACACAUAUUCCUUUAUUAAUGUGGAAAAAAUAGUAUUGUCCACACCAAGUCUUUUCUUGAAAUUGUUAUAUUUACAGGUGAGCCUCGCUGUUAAUGCUCUUUAGUGGAAGCGCUUUGUCUUUGAAACCCCAACUUUGCCAUUUAACAGAAAUACUUUACAGUUUAGACAUCAAGCUAGAAACUACAGAAAUCCCAUCACAGCAACUCUUCCGUAAGCCGUGUUUGAGUGGUCAUGUGCUCUUUCUGUUGUUAAUAUGCUGACAGUAAAUGUUGUUUUGAGAAAAUAAUGUUGAA